Molecule: messenger RNA, 501 nt
Organism: Aspergillus affinis
Lineage: Eukaryota; Fungi; Ascomycota; Eurotiomycetes; Eurotiales; Aspergillaceae
Exons: 1
Coding region: 1-501 (166 amino acids)
Source: RefSeq, a predicted model, not a curated record
AUGUCUCUCAACAUGGAGGAUCCCUUCUCAAGUCUCGACCCCACCGCUCUCUACAUCCUCCUCUUAGACCGCGGCGACAGCUACCUGUUUCACUGGGCCCUGUACCUGGCAAAACCAGACUCUCGCGGGAUGAUGUAUCACCUCAUCAACCCAGACACUACGGACCCCACGGUCUGGAAAUACGAAAUGCAACUAAUCACCGAUGCUUCGUAUUUCAACCGCGUCCUGCUAACUUUGAAACUGGGCGUCUUGGACCCGGUGGUGCAUGAUGCCGUCGGUGUUCGGUUGGGCGAAGUCCCCAUCCAAUACUCCGGUCGGUUUAAGGAGAAUAUGACGUGUCGGGUGUGGUUGAAGGAGGCGCUGUAUGCGCUUGACGAUGAGGGGUACGUUGAGCUUCGGAGAUCGGUGAAUGAGAUUGAUACCGAAGCGACACAUUUGGCGAUGAUCAAUAAGAGUAAGAAGGCGCAGACGGUGGUUACGAGUAAGGGGUGUGUGGGGUGA